ACCUCGCAGCUUGGGGUGGAGACGGAGGGCAGGGAGCAGGAGGCCCCAUGUACGAGGAACAAGGGAGCAGUCACCAGGGUCUGCUGUUACACCUGCGCCCGUUUCAGCACCUGGAGGCUGGGGUUAGGGCUCUGCACCCCCAAGGUGCCACCUCCCAGCCUGUCCUGUCACACCUGCUUCCCAGCAGAUGGAGGUUUCUAAGGCCCUAGGAGAUGGAGCAAGGCAGUGGGUCUUCAGCAGGGCAUGGGGUUGCGUCAGUGUGACCGACCGGAACAGAGGCUGACCCCCUUUAGCAUCCCUAACAGGUCUCAUGGGGCCCCUGCCCUGAGGAGAGCCAUCCCUAGCGGGAGCUGCCAUCUAGGGGGACAGCAGCCCUGACUGCCUGGGACGGCUGUCUAACAGCUCUGGGGCCAACAUCAGCUCCUUUUCUAACAGAACCUUUACUAGGCUGGAAGCUUCAGUCCCUGAAGAUGUCAGAUGAGGAGUUUGAUGAUGAGUCUGAUGCCAAUGAACCGGAAAAGGAGGGAGAAGAUGGGGAAGAAGAGAAGGAGUCAGCAGAGCAGGAGGAGGAGAGAUUGAUCUCAAACCCUCUGACAGAGGAGAUCAUGAAGGAAGGCCUCUCACUCCUGUGCAAAACUGGCAAUGGCCUGGCUCAUGCUUAUGUGAAACUAGAAGCAAAGGAAAAGGACCUGACAGACAUCGGCCUCCUCCAAAACUACAUUCACUUGCGUUAUGUGGACUUGUCAGAGAAUCAGCUCCGAGACCUGUCUCCUCUGGGCAGCCUCAUCCACUUGCUAUGGCUGAAAGUGGACGGGAAUCGACUGACCAGUGCCACCCUACAGGAGCUGCCCUAUUUGCAGAUUGCCAGCUUUGCCCACAACCACAUCAAGGACACUGAGGGCAUUAGCCACCCACGCCUUGGCAGUCUCAACCUUAAGGGGAAUGAAAUCCAGGUGAUAUCAGGUCUGGAUCCAGGGAAACUAGCCAACCUCCACACCCUAGAGCUACGAGGGAAUAAGAUAGAAACCACAGCAGGGCUGCACCUGCCUAAGCUCAAGAACCUGUACUUGGCCCAGAACUCCAUUAGUCGCCUGGAGGGCUUACAAGACCUGGUGCAGCUCACAACCCUGCAUCUGCGUGACAACCAGCUGGUCACCCUGGAUGGCUUUUCUAGCAACAUGAAGUGUCUGCAGUACCUCAAUCUGAGGGGGAAUGGGAUCACUGGGCUGCAGGAAGUGGCCAAGCUGCAGGUCCUACCUAUGCUGCGGGCACUGGUGCUGUUGGACAACCCUUGUGCAGAUGAGGGCGAUUACCGGCUAGAAAUCCUGGUCCUGCUCUCACACCUGGAGCGCCUCGACAAGGACUUCUACGAGCAAGAAGAGCGGAUGGAGGCAGAGGAACUUCGACAGCAUCGCCAGGAGGAGGAGCAAGAGCAGGAGCAGGAACAGGAGCAGGACACGGAGGAGUCCGGCCCCGGGGAGCCUGACUGAGCCGAGAAGCCCUGCGGCCCGCGCCCGCCAAUAAAGACCGUCGGCCCGACCGCGCCCGCGUGUCCCGCCCCGCAUCCUCCCUCCAUCCCCUACGUGCGGCCCGGCCGCAGCCUGACUCAGCGCCGCGCCGCUCACGUGCUGCUGCUGCCUCUGGCCCGGCCCAUCCGGGCGUCUCCCGCCGGCUCACACUGCCGCCUGCCCGCGCCGCGCCCGCUCCACUCCGCUCCGCUCCCCGCCGAGGACCCACUGCAGAGGAGCUUGUGCUGGGGGUCCUGCCCCUCCUCACCCCUUUCCCAUUUGGGCUCAGCCAUGGUGGAAGUUCCCGUGGAGUCUGACAGAUUGCAUGAGGAAAUCCGGUGCGAGGAGCAGCUGCUGGGGCAGCUGAUGCGGGAUGACAGCCCAGAUGGAAGCUGCGGAGUCCCCUGCGUGGGCUCAAGAGAUUCCCAGUUUCGCUGCCUGCAACUCCCAAGCUUUUCCUGAACCUGAAUGAUGCCUUCUGUACCCCAAGGGCAUGGGAUGCAGACAGAGCCCCGGCUCCUCUGCAGUCUGCUCCUCUGCCCCCUCCCUGUUGUAGUGGUGUUUUCCCUGCUCCUUCCUUCUCUGCACACCCAUGGUCUCUGGUAUGCUCCUUUCUGUCCCUCUGCCUGCCGCACUGCAUCCCAUUACCCUAGCAGUUCCUCUGUAGGGCUCUCCAACUUUGAAUUUGCUUUUGCUUGGUCUCAUCUUGGGGUUUGGUUUAGGAUCAACAGUCAGAGCUGAUUAUUCCUCUGAAGAGUGUGGAGGGGGGUGGGGAGACAGCAGAUUUUGCUUUAACUUGCCCACUUGCCCUCCCUUCCCCCUCUUCUCCCCCCCCCCCCCCCCCCAACGCACCUGCUUGCUUCCCAGGAGUACCAUUCCCAGGCUUAUUGCUAGACAACAUGCCUGGUAACCAAGAGAAGGGAGUUAGUCGGAGGAGACAAGUGGGCCUCAGGUCUGGGAUGGGGGAGGGCAAGACCGCAGUGGAUACCCAAAGAGUUGGCUCCAGCAGGAGAAUCUUUCACAGCUGCUCUGCCCCUCCAUAUCCCCCCUGCACCCAGACCUGACUUCCUGUGGUAGAGUCUUCGAAUCUCUCCCUUCCAGCCCUUCAGAGCAAGAAGCUACAGUCCUCUCAUCUGCACACACCUGCAUGUUUCAUUUUUAAAAUUAAAGAUCUGAAUGCUGAACUGA
Alligator mississippiensis (American alligator) is the source of this 2696-nucleotide messenger RNA. It is a transcript of the gene LRRC23, whose product is annotated as leucine rich repeat containing 23. NCBI's taxonomy places the organism in Eukaryota, Metazoa, Chordata, Crocodylia, Alligatoridae. Gene Ontology annotation, molecular function: protein binding. Bases 471 to 1490 code for a protein of 339 amino acids. The record is from RefSeq and is a predicted model, not a curated record. The transcript has 8 exons.